Molecule: messenger RNA, 2806 nt
Organism: Pygocentrus nattereri (red-bellied piranha)
Lineage: Eukaryota; Metazoa; Chordata; Actinopteri; Characiformes; Serrasalmidae
Gene: xpnpep3
Product: X-prolyl aminopeptidase 3, mitochondrial
Exons: 12
Coding region: 174-1838 (554 amino acids)
Cellular component (GO): mitochondrion
Molecular function (GO): metalloaminopeptidase activity; manganese ion binding
Source: RefSeq, a predicted model, not a curated record
AGCGGUUCACCUUUGCGUGUUGAGCAUGUGAACUGGGUUUUACCCGGAGUGGAAGUGGUGCCGUUACUGUGUUCCGUAAUGUUCUUGUUUUAUGAAUCGUCCUUCGUCCACAUGAAGAAACCCUUUCAUGCUGAAAGGCGGCACAUAUACACACGUUUCUGCUUCUGCUAAAAAUGCUGCAGCCUCCCUCUCGCCUGCUGAAAGCUGCCGUCCAGUUUGUGUCCAGAACCCGUCUGAGUUCAGGUGCUUUUAGGUGUCCGUGCAGGAACGUGUCUGUGAAGACAGGAGGAUGGAAGACCAAGAAAGUUCCUCAACGAUACCUGGGACAGCCAAGCCCCUAUACACACCCGCACCUCAUCAAAUAUGGUGAGGUAACUCCAGGUUUAACUCAGAUGGAGUUCGAGCUGCGGCGGCAGCGUCUUGCAUCACUCAUUGAGGCUCAUGCCGAGCGGCUGUCGGGUUCUAGCCGUGCCGCUGACUCCGCCCACGUUGUCAUUGUCCUGUCACACCCCAUCCGUUACAUGACCAAUGACAUUCCCUACCCAUUCCAUCAGAACCAGGACUUCCUCUACCUGACUGGGAUUCUGGAGCCGGACAGCGCUCUUGUGAUGUUUGGUUCCAGGCGACCGGACCAGGCCAUUCUGUUCAUGCCCCGUAGAGACCCAGCCCGAGAGCUGUGGGAUGGGCCACGGUCAGGGCGGGACGGGGCAGCUGCACUGACUGGACUGGAGAGGGUUCACUGUAUUGAGGAGCUGGGCAUGGUCCUCAAAAGCCUUAAAGGAGGGACGGUUUGGUAUGAUGGCUCUCAGCCUUGCCACCCUAGGUUGCAUCAGACCCAUGUGCGCCCCCUGCUGGAAACAGGCGCUGUGGCACGCUCUCUGCGGCCCCUCACUCAUUCACUCAGAGCCAUCAAAAGCCCUGCUGAAGUGGAGCUCAUGAAGGGGGCAGGUCGCAUUACCGCACAGAGCAAUGCCACAGGAGUAGAAAUGAUGCCAUGCUUUGUGACAUGUUGGCCUGACAAACUGAAAUAUACGUGGUUAGACAACGGCGCACAAUUUUCUGACCAUGCUGACCAUCUGACCGUUCUCUUUUUCAGUAAGGCUUUUAAGAAAACCAUGGCAAUAUGCAGAGGGGACAUUGAUGAGGCACUAAUCUAUGCUAAGUUUGAUUUUGAGUGUCGGGCACAUGGUGCUAAUUUCCUGGCGUAUCCUCCGGUGGUUGCUGGUGGAAACCGAGCCAACACCCUUCACUACAUCAACAACAAUCAGAUAAUUAAGGAUGGAGAGAUGGUGUUGUUAGAUGGAGGAUGUGAACAUUAUGGCUAUGUCAGUGAUGUCACACGCACAUGGCCAGUUAAUGGAAAGUUCAGUGAGGCCCAGCGUGAGCUCUAUGAGGCCGUGCUGGAGGUGCAGCUGGCCUGCCUGUCUCUCAGCUCUCCUGGGGUCAGUCUAGACCACAUCUACUCCACCAUGCUUACUCUGCUAGCCAAACAGCUCAGGGAGCUCCGAGUACUACCUCACAGUGCCAAUGACGCAGACGCUAUCAAGGCUGCCAGGCGCUACUGUCCCCAUCAUGUAGGUCAUUAUUUGGGUAUGGAUGUCCAUGACACUCCUGAGCUUUCCCGCUCUCAGCCCUUGCAGCCAGGCAUGGCCGUCACCAUCGAGCCGGGACUGUACUUCAGUGAGGAUGACGAGUCGUGUCCGGAGAGGUUUCGUGGCCUUGGAGUGCGGAUAGAAGACGAUGUGGUGAUCCAAGAACAUGGUGGUCCACUUAUCCUGUCUGAAAACACGCCAAAAACAGUGUUGGACGUGGAGACAGCAUGCACACAGACAAAAUAAUGAAGGGCUCUUUGCCUUUAAUGGUCUUCUAGUGCCCUUCUCCUGGUGAUGAGUCGGCAUCAGUGAGGAUGAAGUGUGGGCUGGAGGCGUAUAGGACACAGCAGGAAUUUUGAAGUCAGCCAGACAAGCCAUGCUGUAAAAUCGUCACUGUAUGAGGAGAGAGUGUGUGAAAUUAUGGAUCUAUGGAAGGUUUAUGUGAGUGUACAGUUGUAUGCAAAGGUUCCUAAUUUAGAUUUUUCUUAGAUGAACAGAACUAAUUUUGAUACAUUUUAAUGCACAAUUACUGUUUAUAUGCUGAAUUUAAAAGAUGCAAAGAAACAUAAAAUGCAGACGUUAUGCUACAUUUUAUAUUUUAUUUAUUUAUUAUGUAUUUUUCAGUAUAUUAAACUCAGCAAAUACAUUUUAAUUGUGCACUUAAAUUUGCAGAUAUGCCAUAUUUUAUUUCCUGUAUAGCAUGUGCUAACUUAUUUUUACUCUGAAAAUAACUAAAAUAUGUAAUCUGAACAGAGGCACCAAUUUUUGCAUACAACAGAGAGAGAAAGAGAGAGAGAGAGAGAGAAAACUGCGAGAUGGAUAUUUGCUGGAUCUGAUGGAUGACAGCAUGAGUGUGACUAACUUUGUAUGGUUUUCUUGUCCAAAACUGUUUUUUUUUUUUUUUGUUAGUCAUAAUAAAUUUUUAAUCCUACAGAAUUAUCAGUAUUUAAACCACAGUUGUGUCCUUACUAAUUAUGACAUUUGCUAGUUACGAUUUUACAGCAAGCACGUAUUUUAGCAGUGUACCUCAAAGGAAGGAUGUAAAAAUGCAUUCAUUUGAAGGUGUGAAUUGAACAGCAUUCAUUUGAGAAUGUUACAGGUGACUGUUACCCAUUAGGAUAAUAUUCAGUGUAGUAUAUUCUCAUUUUAUGGCCAUGUUGUUGGGCUAUUUUCAAGCAUAAAAAUCCAAAAUAAAGCCUGCUAGUUGAAAUUGA